Messenger RNA from Meloidogyne enterolobii, 464 nucleotides. The record is from the annotation of a GenBank genome assembly. NCBI's taxonomy places the organism in Eukaryota, Metazoa, Nematoda, Chromadorea, Rhabditida, Meloidogynidae.
AAAAAAUUAUGUAUUCAUUCCCACCAACAUCUUCAACAGCUACAUGGGAAGGAGGGUUACCCCCUCAAUUUGCCCGUUCCAAAAUUCUUUAUUCUGACGAAUUCUGUAAAAUGACAGACGAAAUUUUAAUCAUCAAAAAAUUCUUUUUUGGGACAUUGAGACCUAAAGUUGUGUUUUUGAAGGAUAUUCGAGUUGUUUAUUUUGAUGAACAAACUAUUGCUCAACGAAAAUAUUCACAUAGACGAAUAUGGGGAAGAGCACAUGGAAAGUCUAUUUAUUGGGCUGCUGAUUUUAAAAGGUGCCUACCAGGAAUUGACAAAGCAAAUAAAAGCGAUGUAAUUGUAGAUUUGGAGGAUGGAAUGCUUAAAGGGUUUACUGUAUCCGAUGUUCAGAGCUUUUUAAGUGUUGUUCGCCUAUGUGCACCUAUAUCUACAAUUAUUGUUGAUCAUCUAGAUUUUGCUUGA